AUGACUAGUUUGCAAGUCUUGCAGAAUAAGGCUGCUAAAAUAAUUUUAGACAGUGCUUUUUAUUCAUCUGCUACGCAUGCGCUUGCAUGCGUGCAGACGUCUCCUAUUUCCUUUGUUUCACGUGGAGAAGGUCCCUUUUCCGCGAGCAACAAAGGAAAUAGGAGACGUCUGCACUCAUGCAACGCAUGCGCUUGCCACUCUCAAGUGGGUUCCAUUAGAAAAAAGGCGUUUUCCGAGAAGAUGUAUUUAUGUGUAUAAGUGUUUAAAUGGAUUUGAUGAGCAUGAUAUGAACUUCAUAAGACAGUAA
Messenger RNA from Porites lobata, 307 nucleotides. The record is from the annotation of a GenBank genome assembly. Lineage: Eukaryota; Metazoa; Cnidaria; Anthozoa; Scleractinia; Poritidae.